AUGCACCAGGGAAAAGACGCCAUAAUCUACGAUUCAGUAGAUCAACUCGGCCAAGAAGAUCUUCGGAACCUGACCCUCCCUCUCCUGGUUGCCUUGCCUUGCCACGUCCCCUCAAUAUCUCUACCAUCGACAUCGGGCUGCGGCAGUUUACAAAAUGAUUUCCUCAGACUUAUCUCGGCCGCAGCCUCCGACAGCUUCGACUUCAGUCGCGUCAAACCACUUCUGAAAGCGGCUUUCUCUGGUAAACUCGAUGAUGCCACCAUUUGGGAUCAAGCACAUAGAGCCAUUACAGAAACCACGCCCCCCUCCCCCCCCCCCCCCUCCCCCGGAGAAGAAUAG
This is a messenger RNA of Colletotrichum tamarilloi, 339 nucleotides long. RefSeq lists its product as uncharacterized. The record is from RefSeq and is a predicted model, not a curated record. NCBI's taxonomy places the organism in Eukaryota, Fungi, Ascomycota, Sordariomycetes, Glomerellales, Glomerellaceae. The coding region runs from base 1 to 339 and encodes 112 amino acids. The transcript has 2 exons.